Messenger RNA from Anopheles nili, 1815 nucleotides. RefSeq names its product T-box protein H15-like. The record is from RefSeq and is a predicted model, not a curated record. Gene Ontology annotation, molecular function: RNA polymerase II cis-regulatory region sequence-specific DNA binding; DNA-binding transcription factor activity, RNA polymerase II-specific. Gene Ontology annotation, biological process: regulation of transcription by RNA polymerase II; cell fate specification; heart development. The coding region runs from base 1 to 1815 and encodes 604 amino acids. Gene Ontology annotation, cellular component: nucleus. NCBI's taxonomy places the organism in Eukaryota, Metazoa, Arthropoda, Insecta, Diptera, Culicidae. The transcript is spliced from 5 exons.
AUGCUUCUGGAAGCGGCCCCCGGCAACAAUCACAACCCGCACCUUCUGCUACAGCCACCCGCCUCCCAGCCACAUCCUCAUCUUCACUCCCACCACCACCACCACCACCCGUUGCACCCGCAGCAUCCGCAUUCGCAGGCCGUAGCCAUGGUGGCCGCGGUGCAAGCGGCUGCUGCCCUAACGGCGGUCAAAAGUGCAACGAACUUCUCGAUCGCGGCCAUCAUGGCGCAGGGUAACAACAAUAACAACAACAACAACAACGGUGGAAGUCCCAGCAACACGAGCGGUCCUGGAAGCGAACAAACUCCGGCGGCCAACACCCGGCUAGAGGAUGGCAAUUACCGACCCCGCUCGCGCACUCCCGAACGCGUUUCGGAUGCGGCCGAGGAGGAAAUCAACGUCAACGUCGAGGACUGCAGUGAUUCGGAGGAAAGCACAGAACAAGCGCGCGAAACACACUCACGCACAGCCUCCACACCGGCCAGCGUUUCGGACGAGGAUCGCCUUUCACCAGAGAUCGCACAGAAAGCUCCCAAAAUCGUUGGAUCCUGCAACUCGGAGGAUCUACGACCAGUUCAGUGCCACCUCGAGACGAAAGAGCUGUGGGAUAAGUUCAACGAGCUCGGUACCGAGAUGAUCAUCACCAAAACUGGAAGACGCAUGUUCCCAACCGUUCGCGUGUCCUUUUCGGGUCCGAUACGCCACCAAACCGCCGCCGAUCGGUACGCAGUACUUCUCGACAUCAUUCCGCUUGACAACAGACGCUAUCGGUACGCGUACCACCGUUCAGCGUGGCUUGUGGCUGGAAAAGCCGAUCCACCACCACCGGCACGGCUCUACUCGCAUCCGGACACCCCGAUCGGUCCCGACGCUCUACGCCGGCAGGUGAUCUCGUUCGAGAAGAUCAAACUCACCAACAACGAGAUGGACAAGACGGGCCAGAUCGUGCUGAACUCGAUGCACCGCUAUCAGCCACGCAUUCAUCUGGUGCGGAUUGGACCCAACCAAUCCGUACCGACGAGUCCGGCCGAAUUGCAGGAGCUCGAUCACAAGACGUUCGUUUUUCCCGAGACGAUCUUCACCGCUGUGACCGCGUAUCAGAACCAGCUGAUCACGAAGCUUAAGAUCGACUCGAACCCGUUCGCCAAAGGCUUCCGUGAUUCCUCGCGGCUGAAUGACUUCGAUCGCGAUCCUAUGGAAUCGUUCCUGCUCGAGCAACACCUUCGAUCGCCAUUGCGGCUUUUCCCGGAUCAAGUGAUGGCACAAUUGGGUGGUGCCGGUGGUGCCAUGCCACCCUCCAUGCAGUCAACCGAUCCGUCCGUGUUGCUGGAGAAAGCACGCCAACAGCUACACCUGUGGGGAAGUCCAUCAGCGGCCUACAGCGAACUGAUGCUGCAACAACUCUACCACCAGCGGCCCAACUUUGGGCUCAACUUUGGACCACUCUGGCAAAGCCAAUGGCCAGCUCAGUUGCCGCCGGGUUUCCUUCCAAAUGUGGCUCCACCACCAGCACACACCCCCGCAAUGCAGGGUGUUGCUGCUGCCGCCGCCGCUGCUGCCGCUGCCGCCGCCGCUGCCGCUAAUGCUGGAGGCGGCGCUGGUGGUGCGUCCUCAAGUUCCUCGUCGUCACCGUCGGGUGCUGGAUCGACUUCCGGUUGCUCACCGGAAGUGCGCCCGAAAUCGUUCGCCCGCUUCACACCCUACCAGAUCCCGCAGCAUCCUUCCUCGCCCGCACCCAACCCACCCACCCACCCACACCAUUCGCCCGCACCACGAUCCGGAUCGCCCGGUUCGUCUCGGUCACCAUCGCACUAA